AUGGUAACUAUCAACUUAUCAAAAAUCGGUAAGAUUGUUAUUUUCGUUUGGACUAUCGUUUCUGGAAUCUUAAUGCUUAUUACUGGUAUUACCCAUUUUUGUAAGAAUAAGUAUUCUAAGUAUAGGUCACCAAGUAAAUUCCCUGCUUUUACAUCUCAAAGUGGAUUGGCACUUCUAUUUCAGGCAUUAUUCUGUAUUGUUUUUGGAUUAAUGUUUAUUCUUCUUCCAUUCUUUUCAUUCCUUGGUAAAGUUAAAUUUAUUAAAACUAUUACCAUUUGUUAUAACAGAGCAACACUCAUUGUCUUCUAUCUUGUUGGAGGACUUUUAAUGUUCCCUUUAUGUGGAUGGAUGGGACUUAUCUUUGCAAUUAUUUUCUGGCUUUCUCUUCUUCUUAUCAUUGCUUCAUUCUUCAUCACUAAGAAUAUUUCUACAUUCAAAAGUGAAAGUUCUUCUGAUAAAAAUUAA
Molecule: messenger RNA, 465 nt
Organism: Entamoeba histolytica HM-1:IMSS
Lineage: Eukaryota; Evosea; Mastigamoebida; Endamoebidae
Exons: 1
Coding region: 1-465 (154 amino acids)
Source: RefSeq, a predicted model, not a curated record